This is a messenger RNA of Acanthopagrus latus (yellowfin seabream), 3863 nucleotides long. RefSeq names its product myelocytomatosis oncogene homolog (gene mych). The transcript has 3 exons. Lineage: Eukaryota; Metazoa; Chordata; Actinopteri; Spariformes; Sparidae. The record is from RefSeq and is a predicted model, not a curated record. Gene Ontology annotation, biological process: positive regulation of cell population proliferation; regulation of transcription by RNA polymerase II. Bases 313 to 1437 code for a protein of 374 amino acids. Gene Ontology annotation, molecular function: RNA polymerase II cis-regulatory region sequence-specific DNA binding; DNA-binding transcription factor activity, RNA polymerase II-specific; protein dimerization activity.
CCGGCCACACCCACUCUGUCUGCUCGUAGCGGCUGAGAGGAGGAAGGAGAAGAAGAAGAAGAAGGAGAAGAAGGAGCAGGAGCAGGAUACAAACACCAUGCUGCUCUUCUCCAACUUUAAUUUCACACGCAGAAAAUUUCACGUCAGCAGAUAAUCCAACUGUCACGUCUCUCUCGGUGGAUUUUAUUGGAUAUUUCCGGACGUUUCUCUCGAUAUUUCUUCUUCAUUUUUGAAUCCCACCACCACCUACAACAUCAUCACCACCACCAACAGCGUCUGUGAGGAGAUUUAGGUAAGAUUCUGCAAGCAAACAUGUUGCAAAGCUUCAAUCAGUCGCAGGACUGGCUUUACUCUGAGCCGCUGCUUUUUGACGAUGAGUUCUGUCAGAGUUUGAUGAAGGACCUCCAGUCGCUACCGACGCCGCCGCAGUCCCCCCCGAUGAAGCCCGGGGUGGGAGGCAGUAAGCCGCUGUCCAAGGAGGACCAGCUGAGCUACGUGUCGGACAUCCUGCUGGAGGACCACGACAUGCAACUCAACUGGAACUGUGACUUCUUCCACUCCGACGCUGCUGAGAAGGAGGGCGAGUCCAGCCAGCCCUGCUCCCCGCUGGACGAGGGCGGCGAGGACUGCCUGUGGCAGUACCUGGCAACGGACAAGAGCCUGGAGGAGAAGCUGGUGUCCACCAUGCUGGGCUCCAGCCCACUGCUGUCUGACAUCAACACCAGCAUCUUUGAGGAGAUCGCCGGCUCCACGCUGGACUGCCAGAACCUGAUGGACACACAGGAGACCAGCGAGUCCACAUCGGACUACGGAUCCACCGGUGGAGAACUUUCAUCCAGUGACUCUGAGGAGGAGAUCGAUGUCGUGACGGUGGUCCGCUGUCCCUCCAGCCCCUCCCCUCUGCCCUCGCUGUCCGACCUGUCUGUCCGCCAGCAGAAGAAGGAAGAGGAGAGGCGAGCUCUUCAGCGCCACCACUUUGAGAUCCAGCUGCAACACAACUACGCCGCGCCCUGCCCCGCCUCGCCGCCGCCUUCGUCUUCCUCCAACAAGCGGUCGCGAGGUGGCGACAGCUCGUCGCGCUACCACCACUCGUCCCGCAGCUCGUCUUCAUCCUCGUCGUCAUCGUCCUCGUCGCGGUACCAUCACCACUCGUCCCGGAACUCGACGGAGACGGAGGAUGAGGAGGAGCGGAGGCGGACGCACAACGUGAUGGAGCGGCAGCGGCGCAACGAGCUGAAAAACUGCUUCAUGCGCCUGCGGGACAACGUGCCCGAGCUGUCGCACAACGACAAAGCGUCCAAGGUGGUGAUCCUGAAGAAGGCGCGGGACUGCAUCUACGGCCUGGAGGACGAGGGUCACAGACUGCAGUCCAAGAGGGACAAACUUAGAGCGAAACAGGAAGAGCUGAAAGCCCGACUGGAGCAGCUUCGAAGCUAAUGGACUACGACACCAGGGCUGCAUAUUUUUUAUGUUUUUUUUUUGUUUAGACCUGUAGAGACAAUGAGGGCGGGUGAGGGUGGAUAAGGGAAGAGACUUUGUACAAAGACGCGAGGGAUGGGUGGGGAUAAAGGAUGGCGUGUCGUGCUGAAGAAGAGCGCACAAAGUUUGACAUUUCAAGAACUUCACGGUAACAAUGUCUCUGGACUGUAUAACGAAACAUAGCGACUUUUAUGCCAUGGACAAACACAACACACUCAUUGCCUCAGAAUUGAUCAUUCUCAUGCCUUGACUGCUGACUGUUGUAGAGAGUAGGACGUCUUUAAGCGUUAAAACAAGGAGGGAGCAAGCAGAUUAUCUUUCUUAUUCUUUUUUUUUUUUUUUUUUCUUUCUGAGUUUUGGCUGGACGCACACUGAAAGACGAGAACCAACUUUUUGUUUUGGUUUCUUUCUUUUUUUUAUUCCCCCUCCCAUUUAAGGGAGGGGGAAUAAUGCCAAAUGACACCAGUUGGGUCAAAUAACUUGAAGCCACAUCAGCUGAGUAGCUGAAUGAAACUUGAAUAUUGUGUUUUUCAGGAUUGUCUUAUAGCCAUACUAACCAGUGAUCCCUCCACUCUGACAGGUGUGUGAUGGUGGCUUCCAAGUUAUUCGGUCAACUGCACCUCCGUCAGUUCCUGUUAAAUUCCAAACAUGAUGAUGAUUUUUAAUUUUAAGGAGUUUUUCAGUGUGCGUUCAGCCUCGUUUGGCCUCAGGCGGACCCUCGGGCCCACACCACUCUGUUAUCAGGUUAAUGACAGUACUGUAUAGACCAGGUUUGAUGCUGUACGUGUAACUGUGCUCGGCCUCGGUUCAGCUCGCCGCCGGCUCGCUCACUUCAGAGUAUGUGUGUGUUUUUUAUAGUUGAAACAAUAGUGAUAAUUGUGUGUCCAUUAAUAAAACUGUUCAAACUCAAAGGUAGCCAUAUUAAAGCAGCAUUCAGGUUUGAGGAGAACGAACCGGAGAGCGAACUGAACCGCGAGCUGAGCCGUCGUAGCAAAUCAGCCAAAGUCGGGACGAGAAUCCUCUGGAGAACGUUUUGAUGAAUGUUGGAAACGGAGCGACAGGCCGACGGUGUCCUGACACGUUGUUGUUUAAAUGGUUCUGGUUGGAGGAAGCUGCAGCACAGCGGCGAUACUGUGACAUGUUAAUUGUGUAGCUCAUAGAGCAGACGAUUUGCCAAGUAUAAAGAUAUUUUUUAACGAUUUUUAAUCCAGUGGAAAGUGCUCCAGUGUCGUCGUCGUUCAUUGGUCAGUGGCAUUCAAUCAAAAUGAGAUUUACAGUUUCUUUUCUCAACACCUGCUGAUGACAUUUGGAUUGAAUUCUUCCAAAAAUCUCAUUAUGAGGAUGACCUUUUUUAAUUUUACUGUAACGACGCAGGACAAUAAGCCAACAUCGCUGAAAAUAUUGUCAGUGUACAAAAAAGGUUUGUACAUUUUAUCAGAUUGAUGAAUUAACUGGCCAAUCAAACUAUUUUAUGACAUGGUCAUAAAAUAACAGCCGUGACGCCAAUUUAAUAUUUCAAAGAUGGUGAUCGUAAAAAGAUGAAGGCCUCACGUGUUCAGUGGAGCCUGUUGUUGUUGUACCGGAGCUGGAAAGUUCUGAAAUAUCAGUAACGGGGUUUUUUUUUUUUUAUAUAUUUAAUGAAUGCCACUUAGAUAUCAAUUAUUGCCAAUGUUAGCCAUUUAAUGUGCUGUUUUCAAUUGAGUGUGCAAAAUGAGAAACAUUUUGUUUUUUAUUUGUGUCAAAUGUCUUAAAAAUAAGCAUCGAUAACAGUUCUUCCUCCUCGAGGUCUGAGUGUACUCGAGCAGACCGGGUCAGUGGGGAUGAUGAGGACGGAGGUGUUUUUUAUUUUCAGUGGUAAAAACCUGUUCUGCCUUGAAAUGUGUUCUGUUCAGGACUCCUUGUUUCCUUUUUGUUUGAUUACGUCGCCGUCUGGUUCAAACCUCACCUGCUUCUGGUUUUUUUUUUUUUUUUUUUUUUUUUUUUUUUUUUUUUCAGGGAAGCUUUAAUUUCUUGAUUUUUCUUCCAAACGUUUUCUCAUCGAGCUUCACGGUUGCAAAGAACCGAAGAGACGUUCAGAGGUUUUAACCAGACGGCGGAGGAUGAUGACGAUGAUGAUGAUGAUUUUGUUUUUCUUAGCAUGAUACAACCUACCUCCACCUGCAGUCUGGCUUGUAAUGUUUGUUUUCUGGUUAAAUAUUGUACAGAUUCUUUUUUUAAACAAAAAAAAUGUAAAUAUUUUUGGUAUCUUAUCAUAAAUUAUUUUAGUCUUUUUUUUUUUUCUUCCUUUUUUUUCUUUGUUCAUUUUGAAUUUGAGGAUUUUAAAAAUGUUCUUUACAAGCAGCACUUUUUUUAAUAUUGAUGUAAUUAAACAAUGAAUGAGAGUU